Molecule: messenger RNA, 492 nt
Organism: Gossypium raimondii (Peruvian cotton)
Lineage: Eukaryota; Viridiplantae; Streptophyta; Magnoliopsida; Malvales; Malvaceae
Exons: 1
Coding region: 1-492 (163 amino acids)
Source: RefSeq, a predicted model, not a curated record
AUGUUUGAAAGUAGGAGGGACCCUCGAGCACAUCUCAUGCAAUACAAUGAUUAUAUGAAUAUGUUGGGAGCUCUUGCUGCUGCGAAGUGUAAGGCCUUCUCAACGAACCUUAAGGGAAGUGCAAAAGACUCGUAUUUAUCUCUACCGCAGGGUUCCAUUCAAAGCUUUUCACAAUUAGGUCAAAUGUUCUUGGGGAGGUUUCUAGUGUAUAGGACAAUAAUGAGUACUCCUAUGGGUUUAAUGUUUGUCAAGCAAAGAGAAGGAGAGAGUUUGCAGGAUUACAUCAAGCGUUUUCAUGUAGCGACAUUAAAUACAAAAAAUCUGAAAGACCAAUGGGCUAUUGAUGCUUUUAUUGUGGGAGUCUUGAAUGAGUAUGUACAGUACUCGUUCACUGGUAACAGGCCACAAAGUUUGGCAGAUUUAUAUAAGAGGGCUCACAAAUUUACUAAAGUAAAAGAGAUUAAGAAGCAGUACUUUCCAAAGGGAUUAUAG